AUGCCGUGCAGCACUUCUUCUGGCGCCUCAAGUCCGGGUCCAUCCUCAUAUGGCUCGGAUUUUGAUGAUAUCUGUACCCCUUUCACGGAAGGAUCUAUUCUCUUUGAUGAACAAGAUAUCGAGAUUGCAGUCCAGUGUUCGGCGAUAGAACAAUACAUACUUGUUGUGGGCGGGUGUGGCUUCAUCGGUUCACACACUGUAUGGGAGCUUGCAAAGGCUGGAUACAAUGUACCUAGUCCCUUUUCUAGUGUGUGGAAAGAAGCUGAUCUGAUGAAUACAGGUGGUUAUCGUAGAUAACCUUAGCAAUGCCUUCAGUUCCGUGUUCGAUCGAUUGGAAACAAUGGUAGCCGACCAUUAUGAUACCGUAAAGAUAGGUUACAGGCGACCGUCGCUCAAACUAUACGAAGCCGACUUCAGAGACACACAGCGAAUGACAACGAUCCUCGAGGCUUUCGAAAUCCCACCGAAGUUGCACCAGACGCCGCAGAAAUUUAGACGUCAGUCUCAGAUUUCUGGCGUGAUACACUUCGCAGCAUUCAAGGCCGUAGGAGAAAGCAUUCAGCAGCCUUUGAAGUACUACGCCAACAAUGUUGGCGGCCUGAUCGACUUCUGCAGCUUGUUAGGUGACUUUGGAAUCAAGAACUUCGUCUUCAGCUCUUCGGCGACCGUUUAUGGGACUGUUGCUGAUGUUGGAGUCCCACUGCGAGAGGAAUAUUGCAGCCAAGAAACAACGGUUUUUAUUGACGAAGACGGCCAGAAGAGGGUGGUGGAGUCGGGAUGCGCUGGCUUAACAAAUCCGUACGGCCGGACUAAAUGGAUGUGUGAAGCAAUCCUCAACGAUUUGGCGCAUAGUGACCCUGACUGGAUCAUCACAGCACUGCGAUACUUCAACCCAAUCGGAUGUGACGAAAGAGGGCUUCUUGGUGAAGAUCCGAGAGGUGCUGCAACAAAUUUGAUGCCUGUCGUCCUUCGAGUCGUCACUGGCGAGUCUCCUGCCCUAAACAUCUAUGGUGAUGAUUAUGACACGCCUGAUGGAACUGCCGUUCGUGAUUACAUUCACGUUACCGACCUGGCGUUGGGGCAUUUAGCUGCACUCAAAUCGCGCGUGGGUCGUGGUUUCCGAGUGUACAACCUGGGUACAGGUCAGGGCUAUUCGGUGCUUGAUGUGGUAAGGGCCAUGGAGCUGGCGUGCCAACGCAAGAUCCCGACCAAGAUGGUAGGCCGUCGCGAGGGCGAUGUAGGCAUGUGUAUCGCUCGAGCCGGACGGGCAGCCGAGGAGCUUGGAUGGCGGACUGAGAGAAGUCUGGAGACGUGCUGUCGAGACAUCUGGCGCUUUCUUGAACGUGUCGCCACCGAGCCCAAAUCAGUGAUCGCACAGUAA
Molecule: messenger RNA, 1381 nt
Organism: Hymenoscyphus albidus
Lineage: Eukaryota; Fungi; Ascomycota; Leotiomycetes; Helotiales; Helotiaceae
Source: the annotation of a GenBank genome assembly